This is a messenger RNA of Cercopithifilaria johnstoni, 1551 nucleotides long. Lineage: Eukaryota; Metazoa; Nematoda; Chromadorea; Rhabditida; Onchocercidae. The record is from the annotation of a GenBank genome assembly.
AUGUUGAAAUCCGAAAAUACCGCAAAAGAUAUUGAUGAAAUCGAAAAAAAUAAUAAUGAUUUAUUAUGUGCGGUAUGCGGUGAUCAGGCAACAGGUCGACAUUACGGAACGAUUGCAUGUAAUGGAUGUAAAGGUUUCUUCAGGCGAACUAUUCGACGUGGUUAUAGAUAUUCAUGUCGUUUCAAUGAUAAUUGCAAUAUUGAUAAACAUAAUCGAGCAGUUUGCCGUUCAUGUCGUUACAUGCGUUGCAUUAAUGCUGGAAUGAAAAUUGAUGCAGUGCAAAAUGAACGUGAUAUAAUCGGUAGACGGAACCGUACUCCAUCAACAUCAUCACCUUCGACGAGUGUUACCGCUGCUGUAGCGCACAGUACCACUAAUAUUGGAUUACCAAAUUUAAAAUUAGAACAAGCGAAAACAACGAAUCGAAAGCAAUCUUCUCGUACCAGCAAUAUAUUAAGGCAAUUUAUGGUUUCUUCAACAACUUCAUCAUCUUCCUCAACAACAUCAACAUUACCAUCGUGGGAUACGCCACGAUCAUUGUUAGAAAGUCUUCUUUUAUCUGAGAAAAAAAUGCAAAGUUUGAGAGAAACAAUUAUGAAACAAACCGAUGUCCCAUUAUGGACAAAAAAUCAUUUGUAUGGAACCAGUGAUACUGGACGUACAGCAACUAUUAGGGAUAUUUAUACGAGUAUUCACAGUCAAUUAUUACUUGUAAUUGAAUGGGCCAAAACUUUAUUACCGUUUGCAGCACUUUCAACUGAUGAUCAGACAGCAUUACUUAAGAAUUACGCUUCACAACAUAUUAUCCUUGGUGUUUCAUAUCGUUCGAAAGAUAAUUCUGAUUUCCUGAAAUUACUCAAUGAUUCAUGCAUACCACGUUGUGGUGAUUGUAGUAGUACAGAAUAUCUCGAAAAUAUCUAUUUUCGUGAUUGUGAACGUAUUAUGGAUCAACUUGUUGCACCAAUGAAAUUCCUCAAAAUUGACGAUGUUGAAUUUGUUGCAUUAAAAGCUUGCGUUCUAUUUAAUCCCGUAGCAAAAGGCUUAUCAAGUGGAAGCGUUAUGGAUAUCUUAGCAACUCGUCGACGUAUAUUUGCCGCAUUAGAGCAUUAUGUUAAGAUGAAAAUUCCAACUGAUGUGAAUAGAAUUGGAGAUCUUACAUUUUUUAUAUUAUCACCGUUACAGGCAUUAGCUAAUGCUGUUUGUGAGGAUGUUUUAGUAUUUAAAUUAUCAGGUGUCGCAAAUAUUGAUCAAUUAAUGGAAGAAUUAAUUUUAACCGAAACAAAAGAACGAAAAAUUUCCGGUCGUUUAAAUUCUGAUAGUUUAUUGAUGAAAAAUUUAUGUGUGGAAAAAUUGAAAGGGUCAAAUUUAAGCAAUUCUACUUCGUGUGAUGACGUUGAAAGCCCAAUUUCAAAUCAGUUAAAUAAUACUUCGAAUAAAUCAUCACCUACUUUUGAUAUAACUAAUGAUUUCGAUGAAUCAUCCUAUCGUCGAUGUUCACCAACGAUCAAUGCAUUAUCAUCAUUUAUUAUGGAUCCAUUUAAAAGGUUUUGA